This is a messenger RNA of Dryobates pubescens (Downy woodpecker), 1547 nucleotides long. It is a transcript of the gene PMPCB, whose product is annotated as peptidase, mitochondrial processing subunit beta. The transcript is spliced from 13 exons. Bases 33 to 1484 code for a protein of 483 amino acids. The record is from RefSeq and is a predicted model, not a curated record. Gene Ontology annotation, cellular component: mitochondrion. NCBI's taxonomy places the organism in Eukaryota, Metazoa, Chordata, Aves, Piciformes, Picidae. Gene Ontology annotation, molecular function: metal ion binding; metalloendopeptidase activity.
GCCGCUGCCGGCUCUCCGACCCUCUCAUCAAGAUGGCUGCGUCUACAGCUCGGUUAGCGGCUCGGCGGCUUUUCCUGCCUUGGUGUACUCGGCGUGUGCGGGCGCCCGACUUGGGGGACCGGUGUGUGCAUAUUGGAACAGGUAGGCUCAGAGCUUCCAAAGCAGCAACAGAAGUAAUCUUAAAUGUUCCAGAAACGAGAGUGAGUCCCCUGGAAAAUGGCUUGCAGGUAGCUUCUGAAGACUCUGGACUCUCAACAUGCACAGUUGGACUUUGGAUUGAUGCUGGAAGCAGGUAUGAAAAUGAGAAGAACAAUGGAACUGCUCACUUCCUUGAGCAUAUGGCUUUCAAGGGAACAAAGAAGAGGUCUCAGUUAGACCUUGAACUAGAAAUUGAGAACAUGGGAGCCCAUCUGAAUGCAUACACAUCCAGAGAACAAACUGUCUAUUAUGCCAAGGCAUUUUCAAAAGAUUUACCAAGAGCUGUGGAAAUUCUCGCUGACAUAAUUCAGAACAGUACCCUGGGAGAAGCAGAGAUUGAGCGCGAGCGAGGAGUUAUACUUCGAGAAAUGCAAGAAGUUGAGACCAAUUUGCAGGAAGUUGUUUUUGAUUACCUUCAUGCCACAGCCUAUCAGAAGACAGCCCUAGGACGGACAAUUUUGGGACCCACUGAAAACAUAAAAUCCAUAAACCGAAGUGACUUGGUGGAAUACAUAACAACACACUACAAAGGACCCAGAAUGGUCCUGGCUGCUGCUGGAGGAGUCUCUCAUGAUGAGCUACUUGACCUCGCAAAGUGCCACUUUGGUAACUUGCCAUCUGCUCCAGAAGGAGGACUGCCACCCCUGCCACCUUGUACCUUCACUGGUAGUGAGAUCCGGGUCAGAGACGACAAGAUGCCCUUGGCACACAUUGCCAUAGCUGUGGAAGCAGCUGGCUGGUCACACCCAGAUACCAUCCCACUCAUGGUGGCAAACACUCUGAUAGGGAACUGGGAUCGCUCCUUUGGAGGAGGUGUGCAGAAUCUAUCCAGUAAGCUUGCUCAGGUUGCCUGCCAAGGUAACCUGUGCCACAGUUUCCAGUCCUUCAACACCUGCUACACUGACACAGGACUGUGGGGACUCUAUAUGGUCUGUGAGCCAUCCACCAUACAGGACAUGGUGCACUUUGUUCAGAGGGAAUGGGCAAGACUUUGCACAAGUGUUACUGAAAAUGAAGUAGCUCGAGCAAAAAACCUUCUCAAGACAAACAUGCUGCUACAACUGGAUGGGUCCACACCAAUCUGUGAAGACAUUGGAAGACAAAUGCUGUGUUACAAGCGCCGGAUCCCCAUUCCAGAACUGGAGGCAAGAAUUGAAGCUAUUGAUGCCCAGACUAUUAGAGAAGUGUGCACAAAGUACGUCUGCGAUAAGCAUCCUGCAGUUGCUGCCGUGGGUCCAAUUGAACAGCUGCCAGAAUACACCAAAAUCUGCAGUGGCAUGCAUUGACUCUGUGAGUAGUGAUGGACGAGGAUGUGCAGUGUGGCUGAGCUUUAAGACCCCAAACGCUGG